Messenger RNA from Vigna radiata var. radiata (mung bean), 2553 nucleotides. Its product is annotated as probable inactive receptor kinase At5g58300. Gene Ontology annotation, biological process: protein phosphorylation. Gene Ontology annotation, molecular function: protein binding; protein kinase activity; ATP binding. The transcript is spliced from 3 exons. The record is from RefSeq and is a predicted model, not a curated record. The coding region runs from base 377 to 2311 and encodes 644 amino acids. NCBI's taxonomy places the organism in Eukaryota, Viridiplantae, Streptophyta, Magnoliopsida, Fabales, Fabaceae.
CUCCCUCAUUAUUGCUGCCAGAGUAGAUUUGUAGUUAAGUAGGAAAAUGAUCACCAAUUCCUAAUUGCUUUGAUUCAAUCUCUAUUUAUUUCAUGCUUUCAUGCCAUAUGUUGCGUGCACAAAAACUAUAGUUUUGCUCUGUUGCACGCCAUUCAUUAGAUCUUCAUUACAGAUUUUGAAUUUCAUUGCUAUUCUCCUCUUUUUGUUGAACUGGAUUAAAUAUUUCCUUCUCAUUUUUGUGAAGUGGUAAUGCUGCAAUUCUUGGUAUCUUCACACUGAAUUUCAUACACAGAGCUGAACCAAGCAAGGAUGAAGAACAGCUAAGAUCAGGACUAGGAACUAUCACUUGCCUCCACUCCACACCAAACAAGAACCAAUGAAGUUCCAAUUCCGUGCUGUUUCAUUUGUUAUGCUAAGCUUCAUAGUGUCUCUGUUUGGCCUGAUUGUAGCUGACUUGAACUCCGACAGACAAGCUCUGCUUGAGUUCUUCUCAAAUGUUCCACACUCCCCAAGGUUAAAUUGGAGUGAGUCCACUCCAAUUUGUACUUCUUGGGCUGGUGUGACUUGCAACCAAAAUGAAACUAGUGUCAUUAGCAUCCAUCUUCCAGGGGCAGGUUUCCAGGGCUUCAUUCCAGAGAAUAGCCUGGGUAAACUAGAUUCUCUUAAAAUUCUGAGCCUUCAUUCCAAUGGCCUCAGAGGAAACCUUCCGUCUGACAUUCUCUCUAUUCCUUCACUCCAAUAUGUAAACCUGCAGCAAAAUAACUUCUCAGGUCUAAUCCCUUCUUCCCUCUCCCCUAAACUCAUAGCAUUAGACAUUUCCUCUAAUAAUUUCUCUGGAAGUAUCCCACCUAUCUUUCAGAAUCUCAGUAGACUAACCUGGUUGUAUCUCCAAAACAAUUCCCUCUCUGGGGCUAUUCCUGACUUCAACUUUACAAGUCUCAAGUAUUUGAAUUUGAGCUAUAACAACUUGAAUGGCUCAAUUCCAAAGUCCAUCAACAAGUAUCCGUACACUUCUUUUGCUGGGAACUCUCACUUGUGUGGACCACCUCUCAAUAACUGCUCUGCAGUCUCCACUCCAUCUUCAUUUUCUUCCUCCAUUUCUCCUUCUCCUGUUCAUCAACCACUCUCUCCAGAAGCAGCUCCCCAAAAUAGAAGUGCUACCACUUCAAAGAGUUACUUUGGCCUAGCUUCUAUACUUGCUCUGGCAAUUGGGGGCUGUGCAUUCCUCUCUCUCCUGGUUUUGGUGAUGUUUGUAUGCUGUUUAAAGAACAAAAGUCAAAGCAGUGGCAUACUUACAGGAAAGGCACCGCGUUCUGGAAAGACUGAGGUUUCAAAGAGUUUCGGAAGUGGGGUGCAAGAGGUUGAAAAAAACAGGUUGUUUUUCUUUGAAGGUUGCUCUUACAGCUUUGACCUUGAAGAUUUGUUAAAGGCUUCAGCUGAAGUUCUUGGAAAGGGGAGCUAUGGAACAACAUAUAGGGCUGUUUUGGAGGAUGGAACAGCAGUGGUAGUUAAAAGGUUGAGGGAAGUUCUAGUUGGAAAGAAGGAGUUUGAGCAGCAGAUGGAGGUUGUAGGAAGAAUUGGUCGGCACCCCAAUGUUCUGCCCCUUCGAGCCUUUUACUUCUCCAAAGAUGAGAAACUUCUAGUAUAUGACUACAUGCCUGGAGGCAGCUUGUUUUCCUUGUUGCAUGGGAACAGAGGAAUGGGAAGAGCUCCAUUAGACUGGGAUUCAAGAAUGAAGAUUGCACUUGGAGUUGCAAAGGGGAUUGCUUCCAUUCACACCGACCACAUGGAUUCAAAAUUUACUCAUGGCAACAUCAAGUCCUCUAAUGUGCUCAUAACCCAAGAACAUGAUGGCUGCAUCACUGAUGUAGGACUCACUCCUAUGAUGACCUCCCAAUCAACCAUGUCAAAAGCCAAUGGCUACCGUGCUCCCGAAGUAACCGAGUACAGGAGAAUCACUCAGAAGUCUGAUAUUUAUAGCUUUGGAGUGCUCCUUCUUGAAAUGCUCACUGGCAAGGCUCCAAUAGGAUAUCCUGGCUAUGAGGACAUGGUUGACCUUCCAAGAUGGGUGAGGUCUGUGGUUAGAGAGGAAUGGACUGCUGAAGUUUUUGAUGAGGAGCUGCUUAGAGGGCAGUAUUUUGAAGAGGAAAUGGUGCAGAUGCUUCAGAUUGCACUGGCAUGUGUGGCUAAGGUGGCAGAUAAUAGGCCAACAAUGGAUGAAACUGUUAGGAACAUAGAGGAAAUUAGGCUUCCUGAAUUGAAUAACCAUAACACAUCAUCUGAGUCUGACUCUAAUCUACAAACUCCAUAAUUAUUUUGUAUGCGUAUGCUUGCCCUGCCAUGGAUUUCUUAUUUUCUGUACCACACAAGGAAUAACCUUGUUGUGUCUCUAGAGUAUUCAAGUUAUGAUAACCGUAUUGUAUCAUGGUAUGUUCAGAUGACUUAGUAGUUUCUUAUUCCAGAAAUGCAGUGAGAAACGUUGUAUCAAGUUAGUGAAACUGAAGAAGUAAAAGUUUUCCAACCUUGCAUUUUAGUAUCACUCAUUUGUGUAUC